Messenger RNA from Triplophysa rosa, 3604 nucleotides. Its product is annotated as E3 SUMO-protein ligase ZBED1-like. The transcript is spliced from 3 exons. The record is from RefSeq and is a predicted model, not a curated record. NCBI's taxonomy places the organism in Eukaryota, Metazoa, Chordata, Actinopteri, Cypriniformes, Nemacheilidae. The coding region runs from base 59 to 1279 and encodes 406 amino acids.
UGCGGUUGUGUGCAAUGCAUGCAAGGCGGAACUUGCCUUUCACGGCAGCACAACCUGCAUGCUGGAGCAUUUAAAAAGGAAACUUCCCGGAGCAGGAGCAGGAGAGAGUUCUAAGAAAAGCAGUGGGCCUAUUGAUGACUUUCUUUUGAGGAGGAAUUCUUGUACUCCUCAGCAAGCCGCUGCUCUUACAGAGUCAAUUCUGAACAUGAUGGUUAAAGACAUGAGACCUCUCUCCAUGGUUGAUGGCGCAGGCUUUCGGGAAAUGGUUUCUGCAUUCCACCCUGGAUAUAUCCUCCCAUCAAGAACAUACAUUACAAGCUUAAUGGAACAAAAAUAUGAAAAAACCUGUCAAAAGGUUAAGGAAACUAUUCAGGAAGGAAGAAGUUUCAUUGCACUGACAGCUGACAUUUGGACUAGCCUUGCAACAGAAGCAUACCUUGGUGUCACAUGUCACUUUAUCACUGAGGACUGGAAAAUGAAGACUCUCACACUGGCAACAAUGCCUCUUGAUGAACGACAUACUGGUGCCAAUAUAGCAACAUGGCUGGAAGAGGUUGUCGCAAAAUUCAACAUUUCCGUUGACAACAUCAAAGCAGUCGUUCAUGAUAAUGGAUCAAAUAUUGUGGCUGCAAUGAAAUUGCUGGCAGAGAAACAUAAUUGGGUCUCUGUCCGCUGUGCUGGACAUACACUUCAACUUAUUGUCAACAGUUCUCUGAAAGACACCAGCAUCAGCAAAGCGUUGGGAGCUGCAAGGACUCUGGUGGAACAUUUUAAAAGAAGUGAGCUGGCCAAUACUAAGCUGAAAGAAAAGCAGCACCAGAUGAACACACCAGAGCAUAAGCUCAUACAAGACGUUAGUACCCGAUGGAAUAGCACCUAUUUCAUGGUGGAGAGGCUGCUGGAGCAGCGCUGGCCCAUUACGGCCACACUUUCUGAUCCUGAAGUGACACCAAGGGGCAAACAUUACUUUGAUUUGAAGCCUGAUCAGUGGUCACUGCUUGAAGAGCUGACCCAGGGCCUGCAGCCUUUUCAAUGUGCCACUGAGUUUCUUAGUGGACAAGAGUAUGCAACACUAUCAUGCCUUCCUCAACUUGCAAAAGGGCUACAGAGGUCUGUGCAGCAGUCCCUUAGAUUUGAAACGGCACCUGGAAAAGCCUUUUUAACCAACGCUUCUAAAGAGUUAACAGAGAGGUGGGGGAGUUUCGGCACUUUCUUCAAAGAGAAAGACAACAAAGUUCUUCUGUCUGCAGCCCUAGAUCCAAGAUUUCGAAAGCUCUAGUUUAUGCCUGCUGAACAGAGAAUAGAGGUUCAAAGCACCGUCGAAGUCCUUGCAAUGAGAUCCGAAAAAGAGUCCUGGAAACCUACAGAAGAAGGGCAGCAUCAGGGUGUCAUUGUUCCAAGGAGAGAGGGAGAGUCAGCGCUAGAAAACCUUCUCCAGUCUGACACGGACAGCCUCAGUGAAGAAGAGGAGUCGCAUGAGGACCAAAAGAUUCAGAUGGUGAGAAAGGAAGUACAAAUGUACUUCUCAGAAUCACAAAUACCCAAACAAGAAGAUCCUCUAGGAUGGUGGAAGGAAAAUGAGGGACGUUUUCCUAGCAUGUCAAAGCUUGCAAGAUCUUUUCUAUGCAUUCCUGCCACAUCCACUCCAGCUGAACGGAUCUUCUCUGCUGCAGGAAACAUUUGCUCACAAAAAAGAGCAAGCUUGUCAAGUGAACACGUUGACAUGCUGACCUUUCUCCACUUUAACUCGGCACUUAAUUGACAAUCCAAAAAAGACAGUGCUUUUUUUUCUUAUGUUACUUGCUCUUUUUCAUUAAACUGAACUGUUGUCAUAGAAAUGCUGCUUAAUGCUUCUGUCAAGAGAUUUGUUUACAUUUAAAAAAAAAUUUGGUCUGUAAUGUACCCGAUUUAUUUAUUUAUUUUUAUUUGUAUUUAAAAGUUUGUAGAGAGUAUUUGUGUGAUUCGAGUUGGACAGAAUCAGCAAACUUAAAGAGAGUAACCAGUUGGUUCAAGUUCAUUAAAACAAAUUUCAAAAGCUGAAUUGUAUGGAUUUUAUUCAUUACGUAAAUUAUGUAUAACUCAAUGUUUUAACUAGUUGCAAAAGCUGAAUAAUCAUUAAAAACUUACCGAUUAGUCAUUGAAAUAAUAGACGAUUAGUCGAUUAAUCGGUCUAAUAAUCGUUAGAUUAAUCGACUAUCAAAAUAAUCGUUUGUUGCAGCCCUACUGUGGUGAUACAGGUCAGCUUUUUUUCAUCCAAGGACCACUCUUCAAAUGCGUGCCGUAGAGCUUCCGAAAUGUUCUCCGACGUGUGGUUCUCAGACAUAAACACGGUUUCGAGGCAAUGUGAUUUUAGAAUCCAGUCAGUGCUCAGAUAAUGAACAGUUAGACUCAUAUAUGAUGUCAUAUUGACACUUGACCACAUGUCUGUUGUGGCAGAGUAGAAGUCGACAUUCAUAAGUUCGCUUUUUAUCAACUGCUUUACCAUGCUAUACAUUUUUGGCACAGCAGUUUCUGAAAAGUAGGUUUUACCUGGCAACUCGUACUGCUUGUCAAAUUUUUGAAGCAUUGACUUAAACGCAGGUUUCUCGACCGUGCGGAAUGGAGCCAUUUCCUCAACGAGAUACUGUGUUACAGCGGCUGUAAGGCAUUUAUGCCUGUUACUUUCACGACUGUAUUUGACAGAUUUCGCAAAGGAUUCAGCUACUCUUAACUGUCGGCUGGUACCGGCCUCGGCUGUCUUUUUUGAGGUUGCUCCGCGACUUGAUGCUUGCGAGGGCAGCUGCGCUUCGAUGGCUGGAUGGCAGUUAGCGAGAUGAUACCUCAAAUUCGACGUAUUGCCACAUGUUACAUGUACCUUUCUUAUGCAAAUUUUGCAUAUUGGCUCGUCUAAAUUAGCUGGCUCUCCCUUUUCAUUCGGUUGAAAGCCGAAGUAUUCCCAAACUGGCGACGUUACAUUAGGUUUUGGGACCAGAGCGCCUGCCAUUGCUUCCGCCUUUGAAACACCCGAUACUAACAGUUGGCGGUAAAAUGAUACACGUGACGUAAUACUCUUGUAUUCAUCAUUCAUUUAUUAAAAAUUCAUUGCACAAUGCAAAGGUGUAAAAAUGAACAGCAUGCCACGAUUCUAUACCCCAAAAAAGGUGGUUGCCGCGGUUUCUGCGGUUGAGUUCCUGUCCCUGCGGUUGGCUUGUCAGUAGCGCGGUAGUACAAUACAGCGGUUACGGCGACAGCCCUAGUCAGUCUAAGUAUUUUGCUGCGACCGUUGAUAUCUGAAAAAUAGGUUUACCUGAUGCCAUCUAAGAUGUAUGUUUUUCUUUCUUCAGCAGAUAACUUCAGGAUUUUUAGAAGGCAUAUAAUGACAGUGAGCGGGACCAAAACUCUGACAAUCCAAGUCACCUAUAGGUAGCAUAAGUAAUCUAUAUGACUCAAGUUGCUCAAAUAAUGUCUAGAUGUGUAACGAAUACCUUGCAUGUACAGAGCUAUGUUCUGAAUCUGAUAUAUUCCGCUUGUAUUCCAACUGUCAAAUGAAUAUUUAAAAAAAUAAAUAUAUUUGCAUUUCCCCAGAAUGUCUUUUUCUGUUUCAUUGAAGGUACAAAAUAAAGUA